UAACUUCAAAAUGUUUUAUUUAUUUCAGGUUUUUGUUGUUUUGAACCUGGUCAUCUUCCCCAUUUUUUGAGUUUAAACACUGCGUUUAAUCAGCGUUGGUUAGCGUGGGAAGUUGUUGUAACUAAAUACGUAUUAGAAGGUUAUAGUAUAUCUGACAAUAGUGCUGCUUCCAUGUUACAAGUCUUUGAUCUUAGAAAAGUUUUAAUUACUUAUUAUAUAAAGAGCAUAAUAUACUACACUGUUCGUUCACCUCGUCUCUUAGAUUGGUUAGAAAACUCCAGUAUCAUGGAAGCCCUUCUUUUAACAACGAAUGAAGACUACGUUGAUCUCGACCCAACAUUUAAUAUACAUGUUGAUGAAGACUAUGAUCCAAAGAUGUCUGGUAUAUCAAGGACUAGUUUUUGUCGUGUUUAUCACACAUGGAUUCAGUAUUGUGCUUCAAGGAGAGACAAGACUGUAUCAUGUGAUACUAGUUCGGAUUUAGUGUCGUUAUGUUAUAGUUUAAGUUUAUUGGGUAGAAGAGCUCUUGGAGCAGCAUCACAGAAUGUAGCAUCUGCCAGCGUUGAUUUUUUCCUCUAUGGUCUACAUGCCUUAUUUAAAGGGGAUUUUCGUAUCACUUCACCACGAGAUGAAUGGGUGUUUGCCGAUAUGGAAAUGAUGAGGAGAGUUGUUGCCCCUGCCAUUAGAAUGUCUCUAAAAUUACAUCAGGAUCAUUUUACGUCACCUGAUGAAGAUGACGUAGCUGAAGGUCUAUAUGAAGCUAUAACUAGUCAUGAACAAAAUAUGGUCAUAUCUCAUGAAGCAGAUCCCGCGUGGAGAAACGCUGUAUUAUCUAAUGUCUCAUCACUACUUGCCCUCAGGCAUGUGUUUGAUGAAGGAUCGGAUGAAUAUAAAAUUAUUAUGUUAAAUAAAAGAUAUCUUAGUUUUAGAGUAGUAAAAGUAAAUCGUGAAUGUGUACGAGGAUUAUGGGCCGGACAGCAACAAGAACUUAUUUUUCUACGCAACAGAAAUCCAGAACGAGGCAGUAUUCAGAAUGCGAAACAAGCGUUACGUAAUAUGAUCAACUCAUCAUGUGAUCAACCUAUCGGAUAUCCAAUCUACGUAUCUCCAUUAACCACGUCGUAUUCAUCAACUCACGAACAAAUUGGUGGAGAAUUUAUUCUAGCUAAUGUUCGUAAAUUCUUUCAUCGAGUGUGGCGAAGGUUACGAGGGCAGUGUGAUGCUACAUGUGUUGGAGGUAGUUCAGCGUAUCAUGAUGAUCUCCCCUAUACAGUUAGUCACAGUCAACAGGUGGCAGUAGCAACAUUAGGUAAAUGUGAUGAAGUAUCGACACCAACUAAUGCAGGUCAAGAGAUAUCAUUACAGAAUCUUGGUAAUAGAGGUAGUUUAAUAUCUACUGCUAGUUCCGCUAGUAAACCUAAUGCUCUAGCUUCCCUUGCUAAUCUUAUAACUGAUCCUACUGCUAGUAAAGAACCAACGCCAUAUCGAGUCAGGCUAAUGGAUCCUCAACAAAUCUUUGAUAACUUGAAUCUCGGUCGACGGAUCGACGUUCAGUGGCCGAACGAGGACUGGAAACAAAACGGAGGUAAAAAUUGCUGGAAUGAUUGGAGACCAUCAAAAGGAACUGAAGGUUCAGUGGUUCAUCGUUGGGUGCCUGGACAUCGAGACCCCAACAAACGCUCCCACGUCGAUAAAACUAUUUUAUUAGUGCAAAUAGGCGAACGUUACGUGCCGGUUGCCGAUUCAGGAGUUUUAGAAUUAGGUGCAGAAGUUUGAUGUUGUCAUGUGACGUGUGCUUUGUUUUUCACAUUCCAUAUAAGGUAAACAUUUGAUGUGUUACCAUGACAGUUUAAAACUGUGAUAUAUUGUAAUAUAUACCCCACCCAGCGAUAGAAUAUAGAGCCAGCCAAUGAAAUGCUUCCUUGUAUCAAUACCAAAGGUUGGUGGAUUACAGCCAAUCAACACACUGCAUUCCGUGACGAUUUGUUGAUUAGCUUUUUUAAUUUUUUUUAAACGAUUCUACACAGUAGAAAUCUUGCUAUUUAAUUUAUCUCAUUGGUUUCUUGCUAUUUCAUUUAGUCAACUAUCGAUAAUGUGAAUUUAAUUAUUAAUUUAAAUGCCAUGCCUUUUAUUUCAAACAUUUGUCCUUAAUAUUCAGCAUAAUAAAUUUGAAAAAAUUGCCAUGGCAACCAGUUCUGUGGUAGUAUCUGCAAUGGCGCCUAACAGACAUGAUAAAAAAAUGCCAAUUUUAUCAGUUGAUUUACAUGUUAUAAAAAUUAGAAUUUCAAGGAAUUGAUCCUAAAAACAGAUAAAUUUUUCAUUUUUACGUGUAAUAAAACAAAACAUUUAAAACUUGGCAUAAUUUUAAAACUGUUAUAUUCUCAGGAAAAAAUGUAUUGCUGAUUUGAGGUAAAUUAAAUUUGUCAAAAAUAGACCGGCAGGCUGAAAUUUGAAGUGAAAUUAUGUAAAUAUGUUUAAUUGAAUUGAAUUAUGUGAUACGUUAAAUAAGACUCUACAUCCUGGUUUUCUUGGUAAGAUUUAAUUAACAUACAUUAUAUAAGAUAUGGGGCCUAUUUCACGAAAUUUUAACUAAGAUAAAAUCCAAUUUUAGUAAUUUGAUUGGAUAAUAUAUCA
Molecule: messenger RNA, 2634 nt
Organism: Patella vulgata (common limpet)
Lineage: Eukaryota; Metazoa; Mollusca; Gastropoda; Patellidae
Product: pecanex-like protein 1
Exons: 10
Coding region: 172-1776 (534 amino acids)
Cellular component (GO): membrane
Source: RefSeq, a predicted model, not a curated record